Messenger RNA from Agrilus planipennis (emerald ash borer), 4196 nucleotides. RefSeq names its product cubilin. The transcript is spliced from 11 exons. The record is from RefSeq and is a predicted model, not a curated record. Gene Ontology annotation, cellular component: plasma membrane. The coding region runs from base 412 to 3150 and encodes 912 amino acids. Gene Ontology annotation, molecular function: protein binding. NCBI's taxonomy places the organism in Eukaryota, Metazoa, Arthropoda, Insecta, Coleoptera, Buprestidae.
UUCUGGGGCGCUACUAUCGUGUGGAGUGUUUACCUUUCACUUCGAACGCGUUCGGUCCUGUUGAGGUCGCGAGUUCAUCUAUCGGUCAUCUCUCAUUAAAAGCAAUUACAUCCACUACUAUCACAAAGCAAAACAAUUUUUCAAUUCUUUUGGCGUUGUGUCACAUAACUAUUUAAAGUUUUUUCACGUCUCUCAAUUGAUACAUCACAUAUCGCAAUAUAUAUAUAUAUAUGUAUAUGUAACGUGGUAUAAUCUACGUACUGAUAGCAUUCGCCGAUGUUGUUUGUGUUUUAACGUUGACUAUGUUCGGGUUGUUGCGGAUUUGAAUUGUUAAUUGUUCAAAGGCGCCGUCGUUGCGAGGGGUGAUAUUGGGCGAUGUCUUAAUGUGAGCCGCGAGGUAAAUGUUUGACAAUGAACAAGAGCAAAGGGAAUCGGUCUUUGUACACUUUGGUGUUUAUUGUGGUUUGUUCUGUUGGAUUAGUUAACAUCGAGGCGACAAACUUGCAAGCUAGGAAAAUAGAUGGGCAAAAGGAUCACUGUAAUAAAACGGUGGAUAUAUACGAGGACGUGUCGAGUCCGGAUUUAAUGCCGGAAAACUUUGGAAAACCUCUCACUUGCUGGUAUCGUUUCCGGUCAUUUAGAGGUACUCCAAAAGACUGGAUAUUGCGAAUUAAAUUUAACAAGUUCAAAGUGGGAACUCUACUCAACGCGAGCCAUUGUCAGGGAGGUUACAUGCAGGUACGUGUCGUUGCAGUACUUGGCAUGUCGAUAGUAGAUGGAAAUGCGAAGACGGACGUUUCCAAUCGCAAAGAGCCCGGCAUGUUCUGCGGUGAGACGGAACAGCCGCAGACUUUUAUGUCUGAAACGUCCUUUGUCAAAAUCGUGUUUCACGUGGACAAUUUUACCGACCAAACUUACUUCAGUUUCGACACGAAGGCCGAACAGCAGCUUGUUGUCUACCUGCGGUACGGACAACAUCCUGAACUUUAUCCCAACAGAAGGGGAGAAGUUGUUCAAGGGUCGUAUUGCGAGAGGAUAUUCCGCGACUGUCGCCUUCAAACGUGCUACGUCCAAAGCCCGGCUUAUCCCGGGGUUUACCCGAGGAACCUGCAUUGUCGGUAUUACCUGAACACCCGUCUCCCCUUUAUCAAGCUCUACAUUGAGAACGAGGAGUUCAAUAUUGACGGGCAACGAUGCGAAAAUAUCAUGACUUGUCCCAUGAGGCCGAUAUCGUCCGGCCAAGAAAAUUGUCCGUACGAUUAUAUUAAAAUUUACGAUGGCAAGAACGAAUUCAGCCCUGUGAUCGGGACGUUUUGCGGAAUGGGAAAAUUCCCUUAUUCCAUAAUAGGAACUUCGCAAGAUUUAUUCGUAGAAUUCGUCUCAUCGCCUGCAGGGCCCCUGUUGAACACCGGAUUCCAUUUUAAUGUUGGAAAUUGGCCUGGACAUGUCGACACUGCCGGAAGCAGAAACGGGACGUGCGAUUGGUUAUUGUCCUCGGAGAGCCUUCGGGCUUCGGGAGAUUCUGAGGGGAUUUUUUUAUCCGUAGCGCAUUGGUAUCCCCCCCACACGAGCUGUACUUACCUCAUGCAGGGGGAAGAAGGAGAAAUUGUGAGACUGUAUUUUCCAAGUUUUCGAAUAAAUAGAAUAGAAUCGCCGAUAAAACCAAUAGACGGAGACUGCGGCGAGUCACUUACUUUAUACGACGCUUCGUGGCCAAACGAUGCCAAAAUUAUUAAAACGUUCUGCGACACAUUUUCCAAGCCGAUGGAAAAACACGACUUCGUGUCAUCCGGCAAUGCCCUUUUUGUUAGGUUCGAAAGCAAAACAGGAAGUUACAGCGGAUCUUCGCUUUAUUACUGGGCCCACUACGACUUCUUCAACAACACAAAGCUGGGAGAGCCCGUCCCUGGGAAGCCCUGUGACGAAGUAUUUGCUUCGUGGAAGACCACAAAGGGAUGGCUGCGAUCACCUCUCAACACCCUCGUAUACAAGCAACCGCCUAAUAGCGAAGACGUGCAGUGCCUUUACCGAUUUGUCACAGACAAACGGCUCUAUGCAAGAGUCAUUCUUACCAUUAAUCGCAUACAUUUCAAAGAUCAUCCCUACAAUCCUGGACCUUGUACCAACUGUUUAGAAGACCGCAUCGAUAAGCUGGUCGUUUGGGAACCUCUGCCAGCUGGCGUCAACAGUUCGCACCCUGCCAUAACCCUAACAAAAGCAGCCCAAAUGGGUGAAGUGACAUGCAUCUGUAAUCGCCACACCAGACCUACCCAAAUCAUCUCCAAAGGGGAGCAACUCAACCUGCAGCUCAUCGUGGACAGUGCCCAUUCUGCCCUGAGCUAUUUCAAGCACAACGCUGCCCUUUUCGAAGCCACGUACGAAUUUGUGCAUGGUCCCUUGUGUGGUCCAUCCUUGAUUCAACCGACCACCGAUGGGGACAUCCACUAUCCCUUCUACGAAGCCAUAGGGUACGUGGAACCUCCAAAAUCCAUCCGUUGCAUCUGGGAGAUCAAGGUGAACAGAGACAGGGAUUUGUGGAUCCACUUUGACAGGGUCAAGUUUGCGUCUAAAUCCUGUGACGAUGGGAUCGUUGACAUAUUCCUGAAGGACAAGGCGGAAUCAUUUCUAUCCGUUUGUGGCGAGAACGUAUCUCUAGCGAAGGAAUUGCCGAUUCUUUCUGCAGCCCAACUGAGCCCAGAUGGUGCUGAACCAGCCAUUACUGUCCAGUUUGUUGGAAGGACUUCUCCAACGCGUGCUGCCUUCAAAAUCGCCUGGACCGAACUCUUUCAUCUCCCAAGGAACACUGAUGGAUCCUUGAAAACGUCUCGGUUAACUGAGGCAGGAUCUGCUGCAGAAAUCAUCGAAGGCUGUGAAUUUACGUGUCCUGGAGACGCAGGACUCUGCAUACCUGCAAGAUUGGUUUGCAACGGGGUUGUUAACUGCCCUAACGUAUCGAACAUUGAAGGGAGUUCCUUUCUCAGUGACGAAUCAGAUGAGUUAUGUGUUCAAGAGACUCACAAUGACAUCAACUGGCUUUACAUAGCCCUGGCGGGGGUUGGGACCGUUUUGGUGUUAUGUUUUUUGUGUGUCUGCAUUUACCGGAAAUGCUGCAGAUACUGCUGUAGUGACGAUGACGAUGAUGACGACUAGUAGUGGUUUUAGAUGUUAUAGUGUUGUAUAAAUAAAAUGUAAAGAAGAACCCCCCACUUUUUCGAACUCUUAUGAAAACGCUCCACAAGGACUGAAAAAACAAAUGCACAAUAAAAGAUUUUAAUGUACUUUUUGACAAUGGGACUGGAAGAAGAAGGAAGACCAUCUUCCAAUGAAGAUCCCCUCUUCCGUGGUGUGGACUAACGAAAUUUUUUAUUGUUAUAUACUGUAGAUACUAUAGUUAGUAUCCGACAUAGGAAUUUCGUUUACGAAGACAAGCUCAAGAGUUAAUAGAUUACAUUCUCCCAAACAGCAAGUAAGUAAUAUUUUUUUUUCAGUUUUAUUUGUAUAGGUAGGUACCUACAUAAGUAAAUGUGCCAUCUUUUAACAUUGUCCUUUAAAUUUCAUUUCUGUCUUUAUUGUCUUUCAAUUUAUAUUAAUGCAAUAAUAAUCAGGGUAAUAAAGUUUUAUUUAUUUAUUUCGACUUAAUUAAUUCUACUUCAGAUAUCUAGUUAAUUCAUUGUUUACUUUAAAAUUGUAUUUCUCAGAAUUACCUCUAUUUAUUUUUAAUGAAAGUCAAUUAUUUCAAAAACAUAGAGUACCUAAUCACUAAACAGCCUUUAAUGUUUUAUAACUUUUCUUUCACAGACGUUUGUUUUCACUUAACUAUAAAGACAUGGUCAUUUUUUAAAUGUUUCAAAUAUCAAUUGUCGAACAAAUGAAUUAAACUUUAUUGGAUAGGUAAUUAUUAUCGUUAAUUUAAUCUAUUUUGUUGUUCUAAACUUACUUUACGCAGUUUAUACUGUGACACUCUGUAUGUGUAUAUAAGAACUCACCCUGUAUAUACUAAAACAAACAAAAAAAAAAUAGAAAUGUUGCUUUGGAGAAUUAUUUUAUAACAGUUUGAGCUCCAAGUUUGUAUUUUUCCGAAAUGUAAAGCGAAAAUGUUCUAAAUGCGAAGAAAAAAUUAUAAAUUCACAAAUAGUUUUUGUAAUUACUUACGUUUCAAAUAUAUCUUUGUAAAUUUAUCAAUAAAAAUGUCAUUC